AUGUCAGCAAUUCCACCCGCGUCGCCGGGCAAGAAGCGAACACUCCCCGAUAUUUCCGCUCCGAUUAGCGGGUCGCAGGGCGGGUCUGUGUCUCCAUUAGGCAAGGCUGCGGGUCAACCGAACUCGCCUUGGUCGCUGAUUAGCUCCGCAAAGAAUGUCAGAGCGGCAGGAUCAACGUCAUCCUUCUCCUCGUCUGUAUCUUCGCGGUCGUUUUCACUUCGAGGCCCUCCAUCUGCAUAUGGAGUAAGAUCGCAUCUCCCGCCUGUUCCAGGAGGAUGGGUUUCAUCAUCAUUGAUUACUGGGCCAAUCUCACGAAAAUCGUCAGAAAUAUCGAUUCGGCAUGGCGGAGUAGAGAGGGACAACAGCAGUUCUGCCAUACUAGCUGGGAAUGAUAAGCAGGACGUGUUAGGGGCAGACAUUACUGGUAGCAAAACUGCAAUGACUGUCAGAGCCGCAUCAGAUCGACGACCAACCAUGACGAAAGGACAGGGCAAUGGUCUCUCACACCUACCGUUUGGUGUCCAGCAAGGUGUUUUACUUCCGGGUCUCCGAGCUGGAACUGCCCCGUCCAUCCAUGGUCGCAAGUCAUUAGUUCCCCCACUACAUUCGAGAACCGCCAACAACCACGUUCGUGGUGUCAUGGCUGCACUUGCACACUCUGAAAACACGCGUGAUCAAUGGCAGUAUGCGCGGGACAAGUGGAAAUUGGCCAUUAAUGCUAUCCGGCGACUUGUCAGAGCCACAUCCUUGUUUCGGUUGGGACCUAUGGCGAGCAUUCUGCCUGCGUUUAUCCAAGAAGAAAACAAUAAUCUUGCCAAAAAGGCAAUCAAGCCGCCUGAAGCGGUGGCCAAAUCGAAGAUUCACCUCCUCCUUUCAAAACCUCGCGGCCUUCGAACAAACGCUGAUUUUGCUGUAGUCGAUCCGUAUCUUGUGAAAUUACUCCCAUGCCUACAGCGCCUUAGUUCCGCCCAACGCAAGCAAAUGUAUUUAGGUUCCCUGUCUUACGAAGUUCACCCCCCGCGCACAAUGAUACUCCGCGACAGUGGCACUGCAGAGAGUGUAUAUUUUGUUCUCUCAGGCUCUGUAGAAGUUUAUAAAGACCAUCGUGGUGUCCGGCUAAAGCAGAACUUGGUUGGUCCGGGUGGAAUUGUGGGAGAUGUUUCGGCGCACCAUUUACUCGCUGGAAGUGGUACGAAACGAUUCAUGAACGUGAUAUGUUUAGGUUUUUGCGAGUUUCUGCGAAUGGAUCUGGAUGAGUAUGUUCAUAUCAUGUUCGGGCACGAUGGUAGCAACAUUGACAAUCUUGUUAGCCUUCUCAACUCUCACCCCAUAUUUCAAAACGCCUACGAAACAACUCUACUUAAAGCCGCGCAAAAUUCCGUUCUUGGCACUUUUCCCGCUGGUUCAACCAUCAUUAGCCAAGAUGAAGUCGCGGAGCGCAUUUUCGUUCUUUGUAAAGGGACCGCGAGAGCCGUUCGAGGCGUUCCGUUCGUUCGAACGCAUACCGUGCAAACUGGUGCAGGAACGGUGAUACCACAGCAGGUCAUACAGCCAUUCAGCGGAGAUAGAGAUCCCAAAACAGGCGAGGAGCUGUUUGUCGAGGAAGUGUUUGUUUCCAAUAUCGGACCUGGGGGCACGUUCCCUGCCUUGACAUUGCCCGUAGGAAUGACAUUGGAUCCGACAAAAGCUAAAACAGCCGAAUUUUGGCCUCGAUCUCAACCCGCCCCUCAGCCCAACCCCAUACCAAACCAGGUCCCUGCACCGAGUCGCACCAUCACUUUUCAACAAGAUCCAGUUCCCCUAAACUUUGCUGAUAUAACUGUAUACGCUGAAACCGAAGUUCAAUGUGCUGUCUUUACGGUAGAGGCUUUCCUCAAACUGGCAACAAAUGAAAUGGUGGACUAUGUGUUACAGCAGUCGAAAGAGUUCAAGAUUCCGGUGGAGGCUUUACAGGAACAAUAUUUACGGGAGCUCCGCGCUGGAUUGGGUUCAGACGCCGCGAGACUCUCUGGCGAGCUGGGUGGGGGUGUGAGUAUCCUCAUGCCAGAAGGGCGAAGAGCGGUGAAAUAAGUAUAGAUUGUACAUACAUCAUUUUGACAUCCUUAAUCUAUUGACUUUAAUGAUACAGUUACUCC
Messenger RNA from Spizellomyces punctatus DAOM BR117, 2135 nucleotides. RefSeq lists its product as uncharacterized. The transcript has 3 exons. Bases 1 to 2070 code for a protein of 689 amino acids. Lineage: Eukaryota; Fungi; Chytridiomycota; Chytridiomycetes; Spizellomycetales; Spizellomycetaceae. The record is from RefSeq and is a predicted model, not a curated record.